UGCCUCUCUAGACGAGACAGCCCCCGUGCUCCGUUACACCUCCGGCCAUAUUCUCCUAAGAAUGAUUAUUCGGAACUUUCUCUCUGUUUUUCUCCCCGCGAGGCAUUUUUACGGGGCCUCAACUUUUCUGGCGUGUCAUCAUUUCUGGAGUUAACGCGGCGGAGUCAUCCGAGGCGACCGGAGCCCGCUCCUCGCUAGAUUCUUAGAACAACUCAGAGUUACAGCCCAGGAAAUGCAGCGUUUUCUCUAACCCGGAGGUAGCACUGCUGAAGGGAACGAGCGGGGGAAGAGCAUGUUGAAAUCCGCACUAAUAAAAAGAAAUGACGACGCGAUGGAAAUAAAGGUGUUCAGCCCAGGGAUAUUUAUGUUAGCACGGAUCCUGGUCUGACUCCGCUCCGCCUCAUCAAAAUGAUGUUUUCUCCCCUCUCCCUCUCUCAGGAUGAGUUCCAUCCGUUCAUUGAGGCUCUGCUGCCCCAGGUCCGUGCCUUCGCCUACACAUGGUUCAACCUCCAGGCCAGGAAAAGGAAGUACUUCAAAAAGCAUGAGAAAAGGAUGACAAAAGAAGAAGAGAGAGCUGUAAAAGAUGAACUGCUCGGGGAGAAAGCAGAGGUGAAACAAAAGUGGGCCAGUCGUCUUUUGGCCAAGCUAAGAAAGGACAUCAGGCCUGAAUGCAGAGAAGACUUUGUCCUGUCAGUCACUGGGAAGAAAGCUGCGUGUUGUGUCCUGUCAAACCCUGACCAGAAAGGCAAAAUGAGACGCAUAGAUUGUCUUCGACAAGCUGACAAGGUGUGGAGGUUGGACCUGGUAAUGGUGAUCCUGUUUAAAGGAAUCCCAUUGGAAAGCACAGAUGGAGAGCGGCUUGUGAAGGGCGGCCAAUGCUCCAAUCCAAUCCUCUGCGUCCAGCCUCGACACAUAUCUGUCUCUGUCAAAGAGCUCGACCUUUACCUCGCUUACUAUGUCCAAGAGAGAGAGGCAGAGCAGAGCAGCAGUCCCAGUCGCACAGGAGUGGGCUCUGAUCAGGAGGACAGCCGAACCACCACCAUGGAUGGUCCAGAGUUCCAGGAGAGUUUUGUGACAUCAGGAGUUUUCAGUGUCACUGAGCUGGUCCAGGUGUCAAGAACUCCAGUGGUCACAGGAGUCGGACCUAGUUUCUCUGUGGGGGAGCUCCAGGGUCAUCUGGCCUAUGACCUCAACCAGUCUGUCAACCAGCCUGUUAGUGUCAGACGAUCACUGGCCAGCACCUCAUCCAGCGGGAGUAAGCGUCAUAAGUCUGGCUCUAUGGAGGAGGAGGCUGACAGUCCAGGAGGGGAGUAUUACCACUCACCUUCCUCUCCUGCCAGCAGCUCCAGGAACUGGACUGAUGACAUGGAAGGAGGUCUAUCUCCUCCAGUAAAGAAGGCAGAGCUGGACAGUCCCUCCCCCCAGGAAGACUCACCAAGACUGGGUUCCUUCACUCAGCACCAUCGGCCAGUCAUAGCGAUUCACAGCGGUCUGUCUCGGAGUAUCCAACCCUCCUCAUCUCUUCAUUUCCCAUCCUCCUCCUACUUUCCCCACGGAGCAAUCCGCUACCCUCCUCACCUGGCACAGGACCCCCUAAAAGACCUAGUCACACUGGCCUGUGACCCUGCCAAUCAAACCCCAGGCUCACUGAACGGCAGCAGCCAGAUCAAAGUGUCCGGUCACUACAUCUCCUCUCAGAUGUUAGCACCUCCUGGACCAGCACUGGCUCCUAACCCAUCCUCCCUCCCCAGGCUGACCCUGCCUGCAGAGUCAAAGGCCACUACCACCUCCUCUGAUGGGGGAGCCAACUCCCCAACAUCACCCAUCAUGGUAUCUGGGCAACUGAGGGACCUCUGGAGGACGGCUGAUUGUCAUGGUGGUACUGUCCUGGAGGAAAACAAACAAUGUUGUCAAGACAUUGCCAAAGGAAAGAUAUAUUCAGCUUUGUAGAAAGAUAUAACAUGUGGUCUUACAUAUAUGUAAAUAUACAGUGAAAUAUAUUUACAUAUGUGUACGUACCCAGAAGAGACAGCCUGGAUGAAGGGAGUAUGCUGCUCUCACUCAGCCGUUUUGCAGUCCCAGAAUGUACUAUGCUCUAAGACACUAAAUGGUUCACACAAAUGGCAACUGAGGUGAGUUGUGACUUUCUAGAGAAAGCAGUGGAUUGAUGCAGAUGUCUGGUUGGUACAUAUGAACUGUCGACCAGAACCAGGUCUCAACACACCAGAUCCUGAAAAGCCUAUAACCUAACCGUGUCCCCAGGAUGAGGCCCGUUUCCCUGGGAUGGAUGUCAGCCCUCGACCCUUCACCCUGGUUCUCUACACUGAGUCCAGUGUAAGGCUCUAACCUGGGACAGACAUAGACAUUAUCCCCCCUCAACACCCAGAAUGCCCCCUCCGCUGCAGGUGCUGCUUAUAAUAUAUGCAAAUAAGCCUCCCUUAUUUUUUGAAACAAAUAGCAAGAGAGAUCCUGCUGUCAAUAUAUAAAGUUUCUUUGCACUUUUUGAUAUGUUAUUGAUGCGUCUGAAGAAAAUUUUGAGCUGAAACAGCGCAGCUUUUUUCUCUCUUCCCACCAAAAGACAGAGGCUUUUUUUUUAUUGACAAUCAUCAGGCUGAGACCAUUAAGUUGCUUUGCGAGGCUUUUGCGAGGCUCAUGUUUUUAAGACUGAUUGUGCUUUUCUAUCAGAAAACAAUGAGUUAUAGUGGAAUAUAAGAGCUAUAUCCAUGCAUCCUCAAACACAUCACACAAUGCUACAGCUGGACACCAAUAUAGAGUCAUCAGUAACACUGGGCCUUUAAAGGACAGAGGCCCAGUGUCUUGGGCAGAGGGCGUCUUUUGACAUGAAUUUCCUGCUGCUUCCUACCUUUCAAAUGCUGAUCAUUUUGACAUGACAGUACUUAUCCAAGCGGCCAAAGGCACAAUGAUUGGAGGACACAUGCACCUGCCUGAAGAGAACGGCUCAGCAGAACUGAGAAAUGACAAAGACAAGACUAAAACCAGGAUCAUGUGGCUGCACAGCCAGCUUUAACCUGGCUGCAGAACUCAAAGUGUUUGAAGCUGUAGCACAUGGUGUGUGGGUGUGUGUGUGUGUGUGUGUCAGUAUUUGAAUAUGGAUCCUGAAGUUCCACACUCAUCCCUGCUCUGUUUUCAGGAGUUAAAGAUUUUGUUUGUGUCUCACAGAACACCCUGACAGGUUUUGUAGUUGUGUGUUGGUAAAGUAGAAGGAGAUUUACAAUUGCGUUAAAAAUUCCCAUUUUGAGAAAAAGUGUGAUGUGGCCUGUUGUCAAGCUGUGUGUAGUCAUGACAAGUCAUGUGUAUACUGGUCUGAACUGAGCACAAAGUCUGGCUGUCACUUUGUCCAGCUCUAGAAUGACUGGUGACCAAAACAGUGUCGCUAAGCCCUGACCCGACCUGAACAAUGUGUGGUGGAACAGUAGCCAUAGGGUUUGGGCUGGGCUGGAGUUCAGGCAUGAACAAAAAGACAUGUUAGCCACAGUGCUAGGUUUGGUUUCAGGUCAAACCUUGAUGGUUAACCAAUUGCAACAAGGAACUAAAGAGUGUGUAGGUCCUGGUUUUCUGAGCGCAUAAUGCUUUAAAGAGGCAAAGCAAUAUUAUUUUAUAGAUGUUUUCUCAGAUUCAUUUAGUCUUUAAUCCUUUCAUGGCUGAAAAUUAAGCACUUAAUAGAACACAAACAUUAUUCUCUGUCUGCAUUGAUGGUGGCAUCUCAAAAACACUACUUCAAAGAGGUAGUAAAGAGCAAGAUGUCAGUUUAAGGUAAGGGAACAAAUUAAUAUCCCAAAUAGAUUUUUGAAAUAUGUCACUAUUGAUAUUUGUAUGUAAAAUUGAAUGCAGACUCCAAACACAAUAGUAGUAGAACACCAUGGCAUUUAGCUAUUUCGUACAUCAUGUCUUUGUAGAAGAAAUUUAAUUCUGAAUAUGAUUUUUUUAUAAUUGAUGCCAUAUUUUAAUUUCUGAGGCUUUGCAACUAUAAAGCAGUUUAUUUAACUUUGUUACCUGGGGAUGUAUUAAGUUUAAGGACUUGUGUUUCUGUGUUGAGGUGUGAUUCGAUUGAAUGCCAAGCACAUUUUUUCCACAUAUUAUUUACACUAAUAUGACUGCUGGUGUGGUUCUGCAGGCUGCGUUCCCCAGUUCAAACAGUAGGAGAAGAUUAAAAACAUAACUCUUCCACUUGUGAAUCAGCAGUGGUUUGCCUGUUGAAUGGCAUUGCUGUGAUCUCAAAAGUGUCUUCCAUCUGCCUGGAAGGAUAAAAUAUUCUCCAACCAAAGCUUAAACAUGACACUUCUGACCACUGCGGUGAACCUGAUGUGCAUCCAGUGAAGAGGAGGAAGAGAGCAGUGAGUUGUGAGGUCAGUAGAGUCAUUAGAUUUGCUCUCAUCAUUCUGGGCAGAAAUGAGAUACUUGUGUGAUCACAAAAACACUUUUUAAGAUGCAGCCAGCUAAACACAGUAAACUUUUCCCCUGAGUAACAUUCAGAGUCUAUGGUCUGUGCUAUCUCAACAGCCAGUGUGCAUGCUGUUGAGACCAUCACAGCUCCAUACGAGUGCCAGUGUGUGACCCGGGGGCUCAUCAGGAAUUCUCUUUUUUUCUUGAGGAGACACAGUUCUAACUUAAACAGAGGUGUCUCCAUAGAUUUUGCUGCCUAGAAUUUGUAUAUUUUUCAUUUUUAUGUAUCUGCUCAAAUUUGCUUGGCAUUCAAUCUGAACAUGUGUCUGCGUCUUUUCCUUUCCCAGGGUUUUGGGUUAAAGUUGACAAUGGUCAGUGCCUACUAGGGGUUAGGAGUUUAUAAGGAAGGUGCUGAUAGGAGCUGUGGCAGGGCAAGGUUUAAGGUAUGGUUAUAGCUGGCUUAGAUGUAUACUGCAUGGUGCUGCCCUGGUCGCUGUGCUGACCUGAAGAAUGCAUGGCUCAAACUAAUGAUACCUCUCCCUCUCAAUCCUGCUCUGUCUCCUUGUCCCCUUCCUGGAAGGGUUAUCUAUUUCUUUGAAUUUUAAUAAUUACCCUGUUGUUAAACUUCUAUUUUGCACGAUAUAUAUAUAUCAUACAUCAUGAAACCCAUUAUGUGCCUUGCCUUUAGUUAAAGAACAAUAAUACAUUAUUGAAAAAUUAUCAUACUUUUCAUGGUACAUCUGGUAGCACAUAAAAUAAAAAAAAAGCUGCAUGUGUGAGUGCUUGACAUUAAUCAAUGUAGCAGGUAGACAGUUGUAGGCUUCACAAUGGCUGAGAAACAGACUUGAGUCUCAGCUCAGUGAAAGCAGAGGUUGGGAUAACACGUAUCCUCUCCUACCAUUCAAGACAGUAACUUUUUACAGUGUGGCAUUUUGGGAAAUACAUGUCUGAUAAAGUAUUCAGAGUGCCAAUGUCUCUUUCUACUGGAGACACAGUGUGGACAUAUUUAGCAGCGCUUUUUGCUAAGUUGAGCUAAACACAUCACAACCCUUACCUAGUUACUCAAGGUCCAUUUACCAAAAAUAUUUAUAGCUUUAAACAAUCUUCAUGUGGGGAGAUCUAGAGCCCUAUUCUACUUCCAGGAUGCCACUGCAUCAGGAGUUCUGGUCCACUGAUCCAAACACCUGUUAUCAUUUGAACGUGUAUUCAACUAAACCAUCUCCACGACAGCUGAGCAAACCAAGAAAACUGACAAAACUGUCUCUGAGGUAAAGAAUGAACUGGCCACUUCCGGGGUAAAGCUCAAUAAGAAUUUAAAUCCCAAAAUGCUGCACUGUUCCUUUGAGGGUUCACUUUUUCAUUCACAACUUUUGCCAUAACCAGGUGCUGAUUUCACUCAUAGAGCUGAUCUGGUUCAGUGGCCCUGCUCCUAUAAACUUGUGCUGUCUUUUUGAUAGUUCUUUGUGGACUGAGCUAAAUUGACACUGACAUCACCCACAUUAGUAUUAAGAAUGAACUUGAUGUGUGUCAUCCCAAAGUGUUGGAUCUGAAAAUGGCACUUUACAGAAGCAACAAACAUUGGUUUUGAAAGUAAAGUCUGGUUGUAGGACCUGCCUAAAUGUUCACAAUACAAGCAAAAGCCAUUUUCAGAGACUUUGCUCAGUUCUGUCUACGUUUUGUUUUAAUAAUAAGUCUCAAAUACAUAGAAACACAUUUCAUAGUAUUUAUUGCAGGGGAAAGUCUUAAAUAUAUUGUGAAUAUUUUGUCAGGAAUUUAGCCAAUGUGGCCAAGCCACUAAAUCUAGUCGAAUGGCAACAUGUGAAACAUGUUAAGAUUCAGACUUCAAGGCUCUGCAGCUCUAUGAUUGACCAUUAGAACACCGUCCAUUUGUCUGUAUGAUGACUUCUACCAUGUGACUAAUCACGUAACAAGAUACUACAAGAGGAAAUUAAUGAUUUUGAGUUUUAUAUGGAUGCAUGCACUUAACACUAUUCUUACUCUACUUGGCUUUUAUUUUAUUUUUAAGUAUUUCUUGAGUUGUUAUCUUCAUGUUGCUUGUAGCUUUAUAGUUUAAACACAGCAGUGUGUAUAAAACAUAUGUACAACAUAGACACAUAAAAAAGAUGUACAGAAUGUUUGUUUGUUUGUCAUGUUUUUGCUUUUUGUUUCAGCUGUCUUAAGAUAAUGGCCAAGCCAGUAAAUAUGGGACCCAUGAAAUGGGUGGGGCUGAUAGUAAAGUUUAUGAGGGAUGAAUGAUGCUAGGUGAAAAGUAAAAGUGAGGAUGAAGUAGAGUGCACUGAAAGAGUGCGUAACUCUGCCAAGGCUGCACAGUCCUCUAACUAUGUUGCUUUCAUAACAGACAGUGUUGAGACAUCUGUGACUGGAUCUGAGCCCAGUCUAUACUCAUCUCAUAAGGAUUGGCAACAUUUUUGGAUAUAAAUCCUGACCUGCAAUGUUGGAGCUUCAUUUGGAAAUUAAUUAAUUUUGCACACUGAGUUAUGACCAAUUGAGCGUUUCUAUUUGGAAAUUCUGCAGAAUCUGCAGUUCAUGUGAAGAGUUGAACAAAGUUUAGCUUAAUUGUUGGAAACAGUACAGCAUAUCAAAGAGCAAAUGAAUUACCCAGAUUUGUAUCGGAAAUUAACUCAAUUUUGUAUUUAUAUCUUUGAUAUUUGGUGAGAAUGGAAUGAAAUGUGGGAUUGCUAAGAAGGGUUUUACCAAAUAUUUUAAAUAUGGCUGGUUCAGAAGUGAAGAUGAGAGGCUUUAAAUAUUCCAAAAUAUAGACACAAUCCGAAAUUUGAUAAAAAUUGGACCUGAACAACCCAAAAAGAAAAAUAACCGUAUCCUAUGGUCUAGGAUCAGGUCAUGGAUAUUCUGUCAGCAAUAAUGACUUAAAGUGAAAGGUUCUUUAAAAUUGCCCACAUGAUUGAAAUAUUUCUCCAGAUUUGUAUCAGAAAUGAACUAAAUUUUAUAUCUUUUCAGAUAAUGUUGUUGAAUUCUGCUGAGUAGAGCAGGGUUAAAAACAGAAGCUGCUUGGCAAAGGCAAUCAUUCCCAGCUUAAUGAAGAGCUACAGCAGCUUGGUCUGUUUCACUGAGCUGCGAUGCUUCUGUGGUCAGGUGCUGGUUGCCUAUUGACAAAUACACUACAAUAAAUGAAAGGGAGAAUUUCUGGGCUCACAUACAGAAAAAAGAUGUCACUUUGUAAAAAACAAAGUGAAGUCUCUAGUUCGGUCACUCCAGGUAAGAUUUAAGGGGGUUGACACAUAACACCAAAACUGGUUCAAUAUUUGUCCAAUUCAAUACAAAAUCAAAUCUAUUUCUGAAAAGUCCAUACCUUUUCAGUUAAUCACCCCCUUAAUCUGCAUCAUCAAUCACUGGAUCUUUCCCCAUGAACUAGGAACCUUUGCAGGAACUCUGUGUUGAUUAAGUUGUAUUAAGUAUUUACCCCUCCUAUUUCCCUGUUGGGUGUAAAUUGCAGCACAGAACAUUUCUGAUAGUUGAUGUAGUGUGGCACAAAUUCUGCAUGUUUGUCAUUUUAUAUGGAUUCAUUGUUGUAUAGUCUUUUGCAAUACCGCCACCUACUGGACUAUUUUUGUAGCCAUCGUUUCUUCAAAAGUCAGCAGGCUUAUUCGCCCAAUCAUUUGAGGCAUAAAGGUGUAAACACUGGCAACUAGCAGUCCAAAGGAACCUUUUAUUUCCUUGGUGAUGUGGUGGAUUAAAGAGUUGAUGAGUGGCUUUGAGCUUGUGUCUCCUCCAGAUGAUGACCAAGAUUACUAUGCAUAUUGUACUAUGGGAUUCUUAUUACAGUUUGCUUUUUUCUACCAGAGACUAAGAUAAAAAAACUGAUUUAGAAACUGUCACCUGAAAAGAGGAUGUAUACAGUUAUUUACAAUUGGAGGCAGUGAGUUCAGUCAUAUUUCUGAUGGAUGGCUCCUGAUUGUCUGUGUUGAAGCAGCCCCCUUAAUGUUCUGUUUUUUUCCAUGUUUUCUCGAUAGAUGACUAGUAAUCUGGAUGUACAUAGAAAUCCAAACAGACUCCUGAUAUAACAACAGCCAGCCAAGUGGAAGACUGAUCCACUGGUCUCAUUGUGUAUGGGGAGUCCAGACUCAGCUGAAAAUGUUUUAAGAAUGGGCUGUGUGUUUCUCUGCACCAAAAGGAUUCAAAAAAUACUUUUAACCAUUAUAAGUACAAUAACACCACUAAGCACGCACUUGUGUGUCCAGGCCUAUGUAGUAAGGGGUAAAUAGCGCGUGGCUCUCAGUAACCAUAGCACUUUCUCUGCUCUGUUCAAGUAAGAAAGCAGGUCAACAUCAUACAAACAGAAAAACAACCAAAAUGAUCGAAACAAGCAGUGCCUGUCAUUUUAGUGCUGGUUUCAUUUGACUCAUUUUGUAUGCUGGGCUUUGCAGCACUUUUUCUAUUCAAAUGGUUUUGUGACACACUUCAGCUUAAUGGAUGGUGCUUAGUAUUAACAACAUCCCAGUCCAGGCCAGCAUAUAGUCAAUGGGCUGGGCUGGACCUGAGGUGACAAGCCAUAAAACAAACUGAGGAGUUAAAAUCAUGGAUCUUCAUGGUUGUAGAUUGAAAAUUACAAAUGCAGCAAAAAAUAAGGUGAUCUUACUUUACAAAAAAGUAAAAAAAAAGUGUGAAUAGUUACCAAAGACGGAAUAAUGAACAACUUAAAGCUAAUUGAUGAAUAUUUAACAAGGGUUUUGUGAACAGCCUUGAGGUGUCAGCAGUAGUGAUCCUAGGUCUUAAUAAUGUGUUUUGUAUCUGCCUAACUCCGUGCACUGACAUCCGAACAGGUCACAGUUGGCACAGAUUUGUGGAAUAAAAAGAAUGAUGGCUGGAUUCCAUUUGGCUGCUUCAGACUGGCUCCCUCUCAUAACUUGGUGCCAUUAGGAGCCAUUAGUUAGUGGUUUGGAAAGCUGAUGACAGAGAGCACACUUUUUUUCUUGUAUUCAUUCAAGGUAUGCUGCCGUGUCCUCAUUGUGACACAAAUCUGCUUUGUUCUUCAAUCCUUGUGGCGGAAGCUUGAGGGACAUUGUAGUUAUCUGAUCUCUGUAUCGUCAUUUGUUCGCUGAAUCUAUUUCCAUUUCACUAAACCUUUUUUGAAUUUCAACGUGUCUCCUGGAUGCAAACUCCCUUAAUGUCAAUGUAACUAGCAAACUUCUAGUUUUCUCAUCAUAACAAAGUCAUGAUAUUUACUGUGAGAAGACCUGUUGCUCAUGAAGGCUAAUUCAGGUGCUAGAUUGGACGUGGCAUAUAACUAUUCAUUACCAUAACCACAGCAAUGGUAGUAAUGUAUUAUGAUUCAAUGUUACUGACAUUUUACUUGGAAUUUAUCAUUACCCCAUCAACAUUAUUAUCAUUCAACAGUACUUGUAGGUUUUUGAUGAACAACUUUCAUUGAACAAGUAGGCGGGGACUGGAUCUUAAGUUAUCUUCCAAAUUCCAGGCGCCACAGUAAGUAUACUGAGUCUCACUCUUUUUACAGUUCUCACUAUUUUAUUACAUGUAGGAUGUGACAUAUUGCGUAAAUAUUUGCAGUGAACAGUUGAAGCAUUAGAGCAGAAAGAUGACUGAGAUUAUCCAAGCUUGUAUUUCGAAUGGUGCAUUGAAGAAAACCGUAUCAGUCAGUUGUGUUUUAUUUCUGCACAAUGACCUUAAUUUUCAAUUUCCAUCCAUCAUUAACAAAUAGAUAAUAAUAUCCAUCAAGCAACAAGUUAACAGAAUCCCCCACAUCAGUUGAUGGACACGCAGAAGAUGCAGUGUUUCGUUAUUUAGCCUUUUCUGUAUCAUUUCAGCAACAAAUCGUCAUGUACUGGUUCAUUAACACAUCUGACACUAUUUUAUAAUCAAUUUCACAAUUUUGUAUUUAUUUGGGAGCCAUUAGUGGUCUUUCUAUUCAUAAGGACUUUCCAAAUGCCAUACAAGUUGGGAACUACUAGUAGAUGUUCUGUAUACCUUAGAGUUAAGUGUUACUACCACAUUUAUUUUGCCUAAAUCCUGACCCAGUGGGCCCUGUGGAUUUAUCAGGGGUUUCCGGCAUGAACAAAGUAACCACUGGAUCCUCUUAAUUGGCUGUGAGGGGGAAGCAAUGCUUGAAGAUGCAAAGUGUGUAUGAUUGAAGUUUUGUCUUGGUGGCAGGUUGAAAAAUCUAAAUUCAUUGUAAGUCAGUCAAGAUGAAAGUAUGUUGUCACAGAUCUUUUCAAUUUGUUGACUACAUGCUGACUACGACGUUGUAAUUAUUACUAUGGCAGAUUUUGGUCUCACAGUAAGUUCCCUCUAGAUGUUUCUUGCUCUGUGGUACAAACUAAGUGCUGUUCUGACCAAUGGUAGCAGAGGAUUAUCAAAGUAACUGUGAUUGGCAGGCUCACGUAAGUAAUGUUAGCAACUGCGGUGGAUCAAGUCUAGCUGAAGGCGGUGUGAGGUCUGCUGGAUAACUUCAGAAUAUAGUUUUGGGGAGAUUUUAGGGAGACGUUGUCAUAGAGGGCUGUUUUCUAUGAACUAUUAAUAUGACUCUACACUCUUUGCUAUUGCAGAUGUUGCCUGAAAAUCUUCUAACUCCAGUUUAUGUUUCUUUUUGCUGUUUCUUACUUGAAUUGCAACAGAUACAUUUUUUAAUUGCUAUUGAAACCCUUUCUGUAAUUCAGACUCACAGCAGCUGGAAAACGUUUCUUAGUUACUGUAAAAUCAGAUUUUGUACAGAUGCAAGUUUUCCUGUAACAACGAUGCAAUAUGGAUUCUUCUCUGUAUCUGUGGGUAUGUUGCUUCUGCACACUGUUUACUCUGCGUGCUGAAGACAGUUUGUAAUGAGCGAAAGAGGAACAUUUUGAUGCAGUCUCAUAUUUUAAUUUUUUCUUUUCAGAUAUUAUAGUCAAGGUCUGCUUUGCUUGCUUCCAGAUAUAUAUCCCUUACAUCAGAGAGAGCAUAGGCAUGAACAGCUUUCAUCAGUUAUUGCAUGACUGCAAUCCACACAGACCACAGUCCUUUUCACAUGAUAGUGUACAUCAGGCCAUUGUAUAAUCAAUUUAGAAUCUUCACACAUAAUGACAUUCAAUACCUGAGCACAGCAAUACAUGUUGGAGCUGAAGCAGAAUGGUGUCCCCUCUCAUGACUCUAUCAUGUUUCGUAUUAAGACACCUCAGUGUGCAUUAUCAUAUGUUGAUGGAUGGACGAAUGGAUGGAUGAAUGGAGUCAUGUAACAAUGCACAUGUGUCCAACAUAAGAAUAUAAUGGUAAUCAAUGGAAGACCCGUUGUGACUCUCUCCAAACUGGGAGAGUGGUGGCAGUAUUCUUGGCCUGAGGUACUCACUGUGGAAAGGGCUGCUGAUCUGGACUGAUGUAGUUUGUAGCAGCUUUACUUGAGCUUUAGGUACUUCUUUUCCUUCGGAUGUUUUUCAGCUGGAGCAGAUAUCAAAAGUCCACAUUUAUUUGCAUGAUGUAAACUGUUCCUAAAAGAAAACAUUCAGACAGGUACAGGAAAUGAUGUCAACACUGUGUCACAUUUAUAACUGAAUUCACAGUUUGACAGUUGUCUGCUCAAGGUUGGACUUUAAUUGAGUGACAGCUGCCUGAACCAGUGUUCCUGAUCUAAUGUUGUUCAUCUGCUGUGGGGGAUAUUAACAUCUUUGAUAAUAUGUCAUUAUAACCAUAUUUAGCCCAUGCUAUCAGCAGACACUGAUGAAGUCAUUACUGGAAAUGAGUAUGUUUCCCUAUGCAAAAAUAUACCAUUAAUAAAACAAACUAUACCACAA
Molecule: messenger RNA, 12161 nt
Organism: Limanda limanda (common dab)
Lineage: Eukaryota; Metazoa; Chordata; Actinopteri; Pleuronectiformes; Pleuronectidae
Gene: nfic
Product: nuclear factor I/C
Exons: 12
Coding region: 409-1950 (513 amino acids)
Biological process (GO): regulation of transcription by RNA polymerase II
Cellular component (GO): nucleus
Molecular function (GO): RNA polymerase II cis-regulatory region sequence-specific DNA binding; DNA-binding transcription factor activity, RNA polymerase II-specific
Source: RefSeq, a predicted model, not a curated record